AUGGCUAUGAAAUCCAUCAUAAGAUGUGAUAUGAGGGGAUUUUCGGCCAUGUGGCUUGCGAGGGACAAGGAGUUAGUUUAUCAACCGGGCCAUUUUCGCCCAGCUACAGACACCAGCCGAAGUCAGUGGGUCUCGUUGAAGAUCAUCACCGCAAAUUGGUCUCAAUCGCGCGAGCUGCAAAACCCGAGACUUCUCGAAAGGCAUUCUGGCUGCUUGACGACUUUACCCACGAUGGCCCUAACGGAGUCCACUAAUCUUGUGUAUCCAAAUUACUUGGACCUACAGUUGAUAAGGUCCUCACUGAUUAUUCUAAGCAAGGGUGAGCUAGAGACGGAAGAAAUGCUUUGA
Molecule: messenger RNA, 348 nt
Organism: Penicillium crustosum
Lineage: Eukaryota; Fungi; Ascomycota; Eurotiomycetes; Eurotiales; Aspergillaceae
Exons: 2
Coding region: 1-348 (115 amino acids)
Source: RefSeq, a predicted model, not a curated record